Messenger RNA from Acanthisitta chloris (rifleman), 4368 nucleotides. It is a transcript of the gene DSCAML1, whose product is annotated as Down syndrome cell adhesion molecule like 1. The annotation marks the transcript as partial. Gene Ontology annotation, biological process: dendrite self-avoidance; homophilic cell-cell adhesion; axon guidance. Gene Ontology annotation, molecular function: cell-cell adhesion mediator activity. The transcript is spliced from 25 exons. The record is from RefSeq and is a predicted model, not a curated record. Gene Ontology annotation, cellular component: plasma membrane; axon. NCBI's taxonomy places the organism in Eukaryota, Metazoa, Chordata, Aves, Passeriformes, Acanthisittidae.
ACCCGGCAGAGUCCAUCCCCACGAUGCUAGACAGCUUCCAGUCGCGGGAGGUGAAGGCAGGGAGGCUGGUGGAGCUGCCCUGCAUCGCCUCGGGCUACCCCAACCCGGCCGUGCGGUGGAUCAAGGACGGGCGCCCACUCCCCACCGACAGCCGCUGGACCAAGCGCAUCACGGGCCUGACCAUCAGCGACCUGCGCGUGGAGGACAGCGGGACCUACAUCUGCGAGGUGACCAACACCUUCGGGUCCGCCGAGGUCACAGGGACCCUCACGGUCAUAGACCCUCUGCGUGUGACCCUCACACCAAAGAAGCUCAAAACAGGCAUCGGCAGCACCGUCAUCCUCUCUUGUGCUCUCAGCGGGUCCCCCGAGUACGUCAUCCGCUGGUACCGCAACACGGACCUCGUGGCGGUGGAUGACUACAUCUCCAUCCGGGGCAUCAGCAACGAGACCCUGCUCAUCACAGCUGCACAGAAGAGCCACUCUGGAGCCUACCAGUGCUUCGCCACCCGCAAGUCCCAGACAGCACAGGACUUCUCCAUCAUCACGCUGGAGGAUGGGACCCCCCGCAUCGUCUCCUCCUUCAGCGAGAAGGUGGUCAACCCCGGGGAGCAGUUCUCCCUGAUGUGCGCGGCCAAGGGGGCUCCCCCGCCGACCGUCACCUGGGCGCUGGACGACGAGCCCAUCCCGCGGGACAGCGGGCACCGCACCAACCAGUACACCAUGUCCGAUGGCACCACCGUCAGCCACAUGAACGUGACCAGCCCGCAGAUCAAGGACGGCGGCGUGUACCGGUGCACCGCGCGGAACUCGGUGGGCAGCGCCGAAUACCAAGCGCGAAUAAACGUAAGAGGUCCCCCGAGCAUCCGAGCCAUGAAGAACAUAACAGCGGUCGCGGGUAGGGACACUUUCAUCAACUGCAGGGUGAUUGGGUACCCAUAUUACUCCAUCAAGUGGUACAAGGACUCUUUGCUGCUGCCUGAUAACCACCGCCAAGUGGUCUUUGAGAACGGGACUCUAAAGCUGAUGGAUGUGCAGAAAGGCAUGGAUGAAGGAGAGUAUCUGUGCAGCGUGUUGAUCCAGCCCCAGCUCUCCAUCAGCCAGAGCGUCCACGUCACGGUCAAAGUCCCUCCACUGAUCCAGCCCUUCGAGUUCCCACCAGCCUCCAUCGGGCAACUCCUCUACAUCCCCUGCGUGGUCUCCUCUGGGGACAUGCCCAUCCACAUCACCUGGAGGAAGGAUGGCCACGUCAUCCUCUCCGGCUCCGGAGUCACCAUCGAGAGCAAGGAGUUCAUGAGCUCCCUGCAGAUCUCCAGUGUCUCCCUGAAGCACAACGGCAACUACACCUGCAUCGCCAGCAACGACGCUGCCACCGUCAGCCGCGAGCGGCAGCUCAUCGUGAGGGUGCCUCCUCGUUUUGUGGUCCAACCCAACAACCAAGAUGGCAUUUAUGGCAAAGCUGGGGUGCUGAACUGCUCUGUUGAUGGGUAUCCCCCUCCGAAAGUCAUGUGGAAACACGCCAAAGGAAGUGGCAACCCCCAGCAGUACCAUCCCAUCCCCCUCACCGGCCGCAUCCAGAUCCUGCCCAACAGUUCCCUGCUCAUCCGCCACGUGCUGGAGGAGGACAUUGGCUACUACCUCUGCCAAGCCAGCAAUGGUGUGGGCACAGACAUCAGCAAGUCCAUGUUCCUCACUGUCAAGAUCCCAGCCAUGAUCACCUCCCACCCCAACACCACCAUCGCCAUCAAGGGGCAGACCAAGGAGCUGAACUGCACCGCGCGGGGCGAGCGACCCAUCAUCAUCCGCUGGGAGAAGGGCGACACCGUCAUCGACCCCGACCGCAACAUGCGCUACGCCAUCACCACCAAGGACAACGGCGACGAGGUCAUCUCCACCCUCAAGCUGAAACCAGCCGACCGCGGGGACUCGGUCUUCUUCUCCUGCCAUGCCAUCAACUCCUACGGCGAGGACAGAGGCUUGAUCCAGCUCACUGUCCAAGAGCCCCCGGACCCGCCGGAGCUGGAGAUCCGCGAGGUGAAAGCUCGGAGUAUGAAUCUGCGAUGGACACAGCGGUUUGACGGCAACAGCAUCAUCACCGGGUUCGAUAUCGAGUACAAGAACAAGUCAGAUUCCUGGGAUUUUAAGCAGUCUACACGCAACAUCUCCCCAACUAUCAACCAGGCGAACAUCGUGGACCUGCACCCUGCGUCCGUGUACAGCAUCCGCAUGUACUCCUUCAACAAGAUCGGGCGCAGUGAGCCCAGCAAGGAGCUCACCAUCAGCACGGAGGAAGCAGCUCCUGAUGGGCCCCCGAUGGACGUCACCUUGCAGCCCAUGACGUCCCAGAGCAUCCAGGUGACCUGGAAGGCCCCGAAGAAGGAGCUGCAGAACGGGGUGAUCCGUGGCUACCAGAUCGGGUACCGGGAGAACAGCCCGGGCAGCAAUGGGCAGUACAGCAUCGUGGAGAUGAAAGCCACGGGGGACAGCGAGGUCUACACGCUGGACAACCUGAAGAAGUUUGCUCAGUACGGGGUGGUGGUGCAGGCGUUCAACCGCGCCGGGACGGGGCCGUCGUCCAGCGAGAUCAACGCCACCACGCUGGAGGAUGUUCCCAGCCAGCCCCCUGAGAACGUGAGGGCCAUCUCCAUCACUUCGGACGUGGCUGUGAUCUCCUGGUCGGAGCCCCCGCGCAGCACCCUCAACGGGGUGCUCAAGGGAUAUCGAGUCAUCUUCUGGUCCCUCUACAUGGAUGGAGAGUGGGGCGAGAUGCAGAACAUCACGACCACGCGGGAGCGAGUGGAGCUGCGGGGAAUGGAGAAGUUCACCAACUACAGUGUGCAGGUGCUGGCAUACACCCAGGCCGGGGACGGCGUCCGCAGCAGCGUGCUCUACAUCCAGACCAAGGAGGACAUUCCAGGUCCCCCAGCUGGCAUCAAGGCUGUGCCAUCCUCUGCCAGCAGCGUGGUGGUGUCCUGGCUGCCGCCGGCCAAGCCCAACGGCAUCAUUCGGAAGUACACCAUCUUCUGCUCCAGCCCCGGCUCGGGGCAGCCGGCUCCCAGCGAGUACGAGACCAGCCCUGACCAGCUCUUCUACCGCAUUGCCCACCUGAACCGCGGGCAGCAGUACAUGCUCUGGGUGGCUGCUGUCACCUCCGCCGGCCGCGGCAACAUCAGCGAGAAGGUCACCAUCGAGCCUGCAGGGAAAGCCCCUGCCAAGAUCAUCUCCUUCGGAGGCACCGUCACCACGCCGUGGAUGAAGGACGUGAGGCUGCCGUGCAACUCCGUGGGGGAGCCGGUCCCUGCCAUCAAGUGGACCAAGGACAGCGAGGACUCUGCCAUCCCGGUGACGGUGGAUGGCCAUCGCCUGAUCCAGGCCAACGGCACGUUGGUGCUGCGCUCGGUGAAGGCAGAGGACUCUGGCUACUACACCUGCACGGCCACCAACACCUGGGGCUUCGACACCAUCAUCAUCAACCUGCUGGUGCAAGUGCCCCCGGACCAGCCUCGCCUGACCGUCUCCAAGACCUCAGCAUCGUCCAUCACUCUGGCCUGGAUCCCUGGGGACAACGGGGGCAGCUCCAUCCGAGGCUUUGUGCUCCAGUACUCGGUGGACAACAGCGAGGAGUGGAAGGAUGUGUUCAUCAGCUCCUCUGAACGCUCCUUCAAGCUGGAGAGCCUCAAGUGUGGCACCUGGUACAAGGUGAAGCUGGCGGCCAAGAACAGCGUCGGGGCCGGGCGCAUCAGCGAGAUCAUCGAGGCCAAGACCCAUGGCAGAGAGCCCUCCUUCAGCAAGGACCAGCACCUCUUCACCCACAUCAACUCCACGCACGCCAGGCUGAACCUGCAGGGCUGGAGCAGCGGCGGCUGCCCCAUCACUGCCAUCGUCCUGGAGUACCGGCCCAAGGGCAACUGGGUCUGGCAGAGCCUGCGAACCAACAGCUCCACCGAGGUCUUCCUGACGGAGCUGCGCGAGGCCACGUGGUACGAGCUGCGCAUGAAGGCCUGUAACAGCGCCGGCUGCGGCAACGAGACCGCGCAGUUCGCCACGCUGGACUACGACGGCAGCACCAUCCCCCCGAUCAAGUCUGCCCAAGGGGAGGGGGAUGACGUGAAGAAGCUCUUCACCAUCGCCUGCCCCGUGAUCCUGGCCACGCUGGGAGUGGCUCUGCUCUUCAUCAUCCGCAAGAAGAGGAAGGAGAAGCGGCUGAAGAGGCUUCGAGAUGCCAAGAGUUUAGCUGAAAUGCUGAUCAGCAAGAAUAACCGCAGCUUUGACACGCCGGUGAAGGGUCCCCCCCAGGGCCCCCGACUGCACAUCGACAUCCCACGCGUGCAGCUCCUCAUCGAGGACAAGGAAGGCAUCAAGCAGCUGG